Messenger RNA from Hansenula anomala, 913 nucleotides. RefSeq lists its product as uncharacterized. The transcript has a single exon. The coding region runs from base 125 to 913 and encodes 262 amino acids. Gene Ontology annotation, biological process: acetoin catabolic process. The record is from RefSeq and is a predicted model, not a curated record. Gene Ontology annotation, molecular function: acetoin dehydrogenase (NAD+) activity. NCBI's taxonomy places the organism in Eukaryota, Fungi, Ascomycota, Saccharomycetes, Phaffomycetales, Wickerhamomycetaceae.
UGAUCAGAAAGGUGAUUUUAUUUAACAUGAGGUACAUAUCAAGGGAUAUAGUCUAUGGAUAUAUAAAGGUAAAGGUACCCAAGAGCAAAAGAGUGGUUAGGUUGUUUAUCAAGUAUCAUUAAAAAUGACAUCAAGAAAAGUCACAGCAUUAGUUACAGGAGCAGCUCAGGGUAUUGGUAAGGCAAUUGCAAUUCAAUUAGCAAAAGAUGGAUAUCAGGUUGCAAUAACUGAUUUACCAUUUCAAAAGGCUAAAGCAUUAGAAACUGUUAAAGAAAUUGAAACAAUUGGAUCAAAAUCAUUAUUUAUACCAUGUGAUUCAUCAAAGAAAAAUGAAGUAUUUGAUGCAGUUGAAGAGACUUAUCAAACUUUUGGGUCUUUUAAUACAAUGGUUAAUAAUGCAGGAAUUGCAACAAUUGCACCAUUAUUAGAGACUACAGAGGAACAAAUUAACAAGAUUUUGAAUGUUAAUAUUAAUGGUGUUGUUUAUGGUAUUCAAGCAGCUGCUAAAAAAUUUGAACAGUUAGGUAAUCAGCCCGGUAAAAUUAUUAAUGCUGCUUCUAUUGCAUCUUAUGAAGCUGGUGUUAUGUUGGGGCUUUAUAGUGCAACUAAAUUUGCAGUUAGAGGAUUAACACAAUCAGCUGCAAAAGAAUUGGCGUCAAAGAAAAUUACUGUUAAUUGUUAUUGCCCAGGUAUUGUUAUGACACCAAUGUGGGAUGAAAUUGAUAAAAAAUCAUGUGAAAUUACUGGAGCACCAAGAGGUUCAGUUACUAAAAGGGCACUUGAUAAGAUUGUUUUAGGAAGAUGCUCUGAACCUCAAGAUGUUGCUAAUUUGGUUAGUUUCUUAGCUAGUGAAAAAGCUGACUAUAUGACUGGUCAAGCAAUUGUUGUUGAUGGUGGUUCAAUUUAUCAUUGA